Gigantopelta aegis is the source of this 2452-nucleotide messenger RNA. RefSeq lists its product as uncharacterized. The transcript is spliced from 7 exons. Gene Ontology annotation, molecular function: tumor necrosis factor receptor binding. Gene Ontology annotation, cellular component: membrane. NCBI's taxonomy places the organism in Eukaryota, Metazoa, Mollusca, Gastropoda, Neomphalida, Peltospiridae. The record is from RefSeq and is a predicted model, not a curated record. Gene Ontology annotation, biological process: immune response. Bases 111 to 1034 code for a protein of 307 amino acids.
UACGCGCGCUUUCUCGGGCUAAGUACAUCUGAAACAUGGUGGCGUAGAUAUCUUCUUCCAGGAGGGGGAAUCACCUUGUUGACAAAAUAUAAAAAGCAAAUCGUCCGUCAAUGGAUUUCCAAACGUUACCUCAGACUUCCAAAUGCUCCCGGAAGGAAGUGCGUGCGAGAAGAUUGAGCGGGAGACGGGUAGCGUUUUGUAGCCUGACGUCGAUAGUGUUGCUCGCGCUUCUCGUAAGUGUCGUCUGCCUUUGCGGAUCACUUCUGUUGAAUUUCAGCUUAUUAAUUAAAUAUGGGAAAUUAUCAGACGAAGUGGAACGUCAGAGUCAGCUGCUCGAGAAAGUCAUAGUUGAUCAAAUGUCAAAGAUUCCUCUCCAAACACAGAUCGAAGAUAGUUUCAAUAGUGCACCCGUUAACAGAAGAUAUAAACGAAAAACACCAAACAAACGAAAGUCUCGUAAACAACGCAGAAGACGUUGUAAAAACCAACGCCCACGACGACAUACUAAUGAUCGUCCAAAACCCGUCACACACCUGAAUGGCCAGUUUAACAACGUCACCAACACAGUAUAUCAUGGGAACUACUUUACGUGGCGGAGGCCUCAUCUUCUAUUCCACAGCAGUUUCCGGUACCUGGACACAAGGGGCGCCCACUCGGUGUACGGAAUCGAGGUUGUCCAGAGCGGCGUGUACGUCAUCUACUCUCAGAUGGCCGUUCACGGGACCAGGCGACCUAAUAUUCACAAAACGGACUGCGCACACGAGACGGUGCGAGUGAGAUCUAGAAACGGCGAGGAACAAUCUGAAAUACUUCUCAAGAGUCUGCUAACCCAGGACGACAGAGGCCACGACCAACAGGAAGGAGACGGGACGCGUCACUUCCCUCUCGACACUGCGUCUCACAUGGGAAUCUUCGCUUUAAAGUCUCGUGACCGCAUCUUCGUCCGCCGGCCAGAACAGUGCCCGCAUGUAGACUACCAGAUGGAUCACAGAUACACGUACUUCGGAGCAUUCAUGCUACAUUCGGUUCCGUAACUGAUGUUUUUCGUACAUUUCCGUAAAAUAAGCGGAGAUUAUUCAGAACAGAGUUAUCUUUCGUAAUGAUUUUAAAAACUCUAUAAACUCCAGGCGAAGAGGUGUGUGUGUGUGGUGUCAUGGGGGUUUCCUAAAACGUUAUGGGCAAGGGGGGGGGGGGGGGGGGGGGGGCGGUGUUUGUCGAGAGUUACGUAAUGUUUUAAAAACAAUAUCUUUUUCAUUCACAAACUAAUUUCCAUUACUGCAUAGAACAUUUUGUUUUAAAACAUUGAUUAGCGACAGUUGGUGACCAGUUGAACAUUGAGAAGCAACUGUUAUUUAACCUUUUAGAAUUGUGUAGCAAUCUCUAGAAUUUGUGCAGCGAAUCGUGACGCGAUACUAAACAAAAUGUUCCCUGUACUAUGUUCUUUCGUGUCUAGUAUUUAUUGCCAAAGUAAAAUUAAGCAAAAAUAAACAUGGAAAAUCCAGUAAUGUUAGAAAAAUGGGGAAGGUUGUUAACGAGAGUUAACUAAUUUUUGAAACGGAAUGAUUUUGGUUUUACGGGGAGAGGGUACAAUUCAAGACUUGGGCUUACGUAACAACAGUUCAACGGACAUUGUAACUCAAUGCGCCAUAACUGUUAGUCUAUUGUUGACUGGCACAUAGGCCCUAUUAAUUUUUCACAACAUUUUGUAUUUAACUAUAUACAUGUAUUUUAGUGUUUUACUGUUUAAUGGCAACGUUUUAGUGUAAAUUGGACAAAUAUGUCAGUCUCUCUCUCUCUCUCUCUCUCUCUCUCUCUCUCUCUCUCUCUCUCUCUCUCUCUCUCUCUGUGUGUGUGUUGUUUUUUUUGUUUUUUUAACUACUGUGUAUGGUUGAUUGUUAUGCUCACUCGUUGUAAAUAUGUAUAUUUGUAUAUAACAAAUGUAUAUAAUAAUUUAAAAAAUAAAUUAGUUGUAAUACAUGUAAAAAUGCGCAGAGAUUCGUUUGCAACCCUAUUUAGCUGUUUGGUAGUAAUGCUAAUAUGAAUAAAUGUUCUUAUCCAGAUUCGGGGAUUUUCGUUUAAUUGAAGCAUAAACCAAUCUGCUGCCUACAAGAAUGGGAACCCGUACGCCUAUGUAAGCUCACAUAUUUCAAACAGAGUAGGUGGAAUGAAAGCAUUUAAAUAAUUAUUGAUAUUGCUAGCAGAAGGUUAAGACCUAUUGGGUGGGGGUGGGUGGUGUUGGUCAUAUUUCGGAGCCUUCGUGCUUCAUUACCCUAACCCCCAUCUUAAUUUUACCUUUAUGUUCUUCUACAAUGCCAUGUUCCAACACGUCCCCGCGCACGAUCAACAACAUAAUACAACAAUGGAUAACAAACAAUACACGAAACGGAACCCACACAAAGACGAUAACACUAUUGUCGUAUAAGAUAUGUGAAAUAAAGACUUCUAAAAGCAA